AUGACAUCCGAGUGUCGGUGGUUGGUUGGUCCGUCAUUUUUAAAAGGUCCUGAAUCGAGCUGGCCACAGACAAAUCUGCGGAAAGACAUAGAAGAGGAAGAUCCUGAAAUUCUAAUCCAAUCCAAUGUAGUGGUUGAAGUAAAAAGACCAGCUAUAUACGAACUAUUAGAAAGAUAUUCAUCAUGGAACGUGCUCAAGGCAAAGAUCGUGUGGCUAACCAGAUUUGCGUUUCUCUUGAGUCAUCGCCUUCAUCGCUCUCACAUAUGUCCUCUCGGAAAACCCACCAUUCCUGAGUUAGAAAAUACAGAGAACGACAUCAUGAGAAUGAUCCAGCAGCAAGUGUUUUCAGAAGAAUACAACGCCCUCAGCAAAUCGGGGAAAGUAAAGAUAUCAAGCAACAUCGCGAAGCUCAAUCCUUUUAUUGGUGAGAACAAUAUUAUUCGAGUGGGAAGCAGAUUAGAAUACGCUCAUAUAAGUUACAAUGCGAAGUUUCCACCAAUCCUACCAAAGCAACAUUGGGUAUCAGAGCUGUUAGCAAGACACGUCCAUUGUAGUAAUGCCCAUAUUGGUCAAGAGCAUACCUUGAAUAUAUUACGCCAAAGAGUUUGGAUCUGUAACGUUCGUUCUCUGGUUCGGAAGAUUAUCAAAGCUCCAGCAACAAAUGGCACCUUUACCACCAUGUCGGGUUAUGGCGUACGAACCACCGUUCACUUACGUGGGAAUUGACAUGUUCGGACCUUUGUUAAUAAGACAAGGUCGAUCUACGCCUAAAAGAUGGGGAUGCAUUUUUACGUGUAUGACCACUCGUGCAAUACACCUGGAAGUCGCACCGUCACUAGAAACUGACGAUUUCAUUAAUGUUUUGCGACAAUUUAUCGCCCGACGUGGAACCGAACUUCCGUGGGGCUGAUAAAGAGUUAAAAAGUGCAACGAAAGCUUGGAGUGAAGAUCGUCUUGAAGAUCAAUUAUCCCAGCGAGGAAUUGACUGGAUAUUUCACCCACCGAAUGCACCGCAAUUCUCUGGUGUGUGGGAAAGGCUAAUAAGGGAGACAAAACGUGCAUUGAAAGCAAUCUUAAAGGGGGCCUUGGUAACAGAACAUGUACUGCGAACAGUUUUCUGUGAGGUAGAGUCGAUACUUAAUUCACGUCCUCUAACGAGAUCAAGCGAGGAUGCAGCUGAUGCUACCGCCAUUACGCCUGCCCAUUUUUUGCUGCAGAGACCAGCAGUUGUUGUUCCCAUUGGAGAUUUUAACGAAGACUCGAUUAUUGGUAGAAGAAAGUGGAAGCAAGCUCAAAUCCUUUCAAACCACUUCUGGACUAGAUGGGUACGAGAAUACCUGACUACUUUGCAUUUACGUCAGAAAUGGUUAAAGCCUCAACGCGAUGUUCGUGUCGGAGAUUUGGUCUUGGUACAUGAAAAGAAGAUACCAAGAGGAUUGUGGCCUAUUGCGAUAGUAAGAAGAGUUUUUCCUGGACGAGACAAUCGUAUAAGAACUGUAGAGAUUAAAACAAAGGAUACUGUCUUAACCCGACCAAUUGUGAACAUUAGUCUCUUGGAACAGUGUGAUAAUUAA
Paramuricea clavata is the source of this 1574-nucleotide messenger RNA. NCBI's taxonomy places the organism in Eukaryota, Metazoa, Cnidaria, Anthozoa, Malacalcyonacea, Plexauridae. The record is from the annotation of a GenBank genome assembly.